This is a messenger RNA of Zonotrichia leucophrys gambelii, 2086 nucleotides long. RefSeq names its product VPS26 endosomal protein sorting factor C (gene VPS26C). The coding region runs from base 98 to 991 and encodes 297 amino acids. The transcript is spliced from 8 exons. Gene Ontology annotation, biological process: intracellular protein transport. NCBI's taxonomy places the organism in Eukaryota, Metazoa, Chordata, Aves, Passeriformes, Passerellidae. The record is from RefSeq and is a predicted model, not a curated record. Gene Ontology annotation, cellular component: endosome.
AAGUGACGGCGGCGAGGACCCGGAUGUGGAGGGGGCGGGGCUCCUGCACGCACCCCCGCCCGCGGGUCACGUGAGGCCGCUGUCACGUGACGGAGCGAUGGGGACGACGCUGGACGUGAGGGUGAAACGCGCCGGGAAAGUCUAUCGGGAUGGGGAAAUCCUUUCUGGGGUGGUGGUGAUAACCAGCAAGGACACAGUGCAGCACCAGGGGAUCUCCUUAACCAUGGAGGGCUCGGUGAAUCUGCAGCUCAGUGCCAAGAACGUGGGGGUGUUUGAGGCCUUCUGCAACACUGCCAAGCCCAUUCAGAUCAUCAGCAGCACCAUCGAGAUGGUGAAACCAGGGAAGCUCCCCAGCGGCAAAACAGAAAUUCCCUUUGAAUUCCCGCUGCAGAUGAAGGGCAACAAGGUUCUGUAUGAGACCUACCACGGGGUCUUUGUCAACAUCCAGUACACCCUGCGCUGUGACCUGAGGCGUUCCCUGCUGGCAAAGGACCUGACCAAGACCUGUGAGUUCAUCGUGCACUCCCUGUCUCAGAAAGGGAAGCUGCUGCCCAGCCCCGUGGACUUCACCAUCACUCCUGAAACUCUGCAAAAUGUCAAAGAGCGAGCCUCCCUGCCCAAGUUCCUGAUCAGAGGGCACCUCAACUCCACCAACUGCGUGAUCACGCAGCCGCUGACGGGGGAGCUGCAGGUGGAGAGCGCCGAGGCGGCCGUGAGGAGCAUCGAGCUGCAGCUGGUGCGCGUGGAGACCUGCGGGUGUGCUGAGGGCUAUGCCAGGGACGCCACGGAGAUCCAGAACAUCCAGAUCGCCGACGGCGACGUCUGCAGGGGCCUCCCCAUCCCCAUCCACAUGGUGUUCCCCAGGCUCUUCACCUGCCCCACCCUGGAGACCACCAACUUCAAAGUGGAGUUUGAAGUGAACAUCGUGGUGCUCCUGCAGGACGACCACCUCAUCACAGAGAACUUCCCCCUGAAGCUCUGCAGGAUGUGAGCAGCCCCAGGAGCGGCAGGAAGGAUUUCCUGGGAAUUCCUCUGAGGGAAAGUGGAACUUUAUCCAUGCCUGACAUCAGCUGGAGCCGCCUCUCUCCUUUCCUGUGCUCCCUCUCCCCGUUAACCUGGCCAAGACUUUGCCUCUCUGCAUUUCCCAAUCCUGCUGCCUUCAACAAUCACGGUUUCCCCAAAUUUUUUUUUUUCAGGAAAAUCCUGAAGGAAUCAUUCUGUAGCUUUCUACAGCUUGUAGAAUUAUGGAGCAAGUUCCUCUCUUGGCUUAAUUUUGUAAUAUUUGUUCUAAAGUCCUUUGAAGCCCCCUUAAAACUCACAAAUCCCAUUCCAGCCAUGCUGGGAGGGUGUGGGAAUUGUGGCAGAAGGAGCAGUGAGGUCUCUGAAGGUCCAAAAACGGUGCCACAGCUGUGGGAGUGGUGCUGUGGGAUCUGGUGGAUGGCACACGAGUGAUUCCAAAUCACACCAAGGAAAUUUUGGUGUUGGAAGAAUUAAUGGAUGUGUUUGUGACUGUACAGCUUAAAGGAAAAUUAAUUCAGCAAGAAAUAACCUUCCCAACACAAACAGGUUUGGAUGUUGUUUUCAUGGAACAGCCACAACUUGUGGAUUUUCCAUUAAUUUUCCAUGUGGGACAGAGGCAGGCUCAGUCUAUAAUAUGGAAAUUAGAAGUGUAAAGAUCAGCACCUAAAAAUGCAGAAUUGAGAAAACUGAGAAAAAUCAUUUCCUUUGGUUUGUCCAGCAGGAGAAUGUAAUUCCAGUUUGGGCCCUGAUGUUUCAGGGAGAAAAAAAAUGAAAUUUUUUUCAUUUCAUUCAUUUCAAUGUCUGGGAAGGGGGAAGGAAAUGGUAUUUACUGAAAAUGGUAUUUACUGAAAAUGGCAUUUACUGAAACUCAGCAUUUUCCCUGAGGCCAGGGGAAUUUGGGGAAGAGCUGCAGCCCCCCAAAAAUACAAGAAACUGAAAAGGAUUCCAGUGCUGGAAUUUUUAGGUUUUAAUUCUACAGCAGAGCAGUUACUCACCCCUAACUCAGAGUGAGCAGAAAUACUACACAGAAACAACGUGUUUGGCUGCAGAAGCAAUUUUAUUUUUA